Molecule: messenger RNA, 3846 nt
Organism: Spirodela intermedia
Lineage: Eukaryota; Viridiplantae; Streptophyta; Magnoliopsida; Alismatales; Araceae
Source: the annotation of a GenBank genome assembly
AUGUUCGCCUUCCUCAAGGUAGUGGCCGAGAACUUCGACGUCUUUGCCGGGUAUGUGGUUCCUUCUGGAGCGUAUGGAGAAGGGACGGGGUUUUCCCCGUUUCCCUCUGCUGUGUUUUCCGUCCGAUUCGAUGCCUCUGUUAAAGCCGUUGUUGCUCCUAAAGUCGUUGAUAUGUCUUCAAGUUUGGUUCUUCCAUGCCGUUCGGGUUCGGAAAUGAUGGUGCCUUGGUGUUUCUGGGGUGAUUUUCGAAGGGCUCCUGGGAAUCUGCCUGGAUUCUUGUUGUUCAUUGUCAGGAAUUAUUGGUUUCUCUGCUGAAAUUGGGAAGGGUCGGGGGAGAUUUUUGUCGGGUUAGUGCAAUGAACCCUCCCCUCCCUCUCCAACCUUACGAAGCUUUUCAUUGGCUUCCUCCACAUGUCGUUUGAAGCCAGUUAUUGGGAGCUACUUCGGCUUCUAUGAUUUGCAAAAGCUUCAUAAUUGUCUGAUGAGUUAAAUUAUAAAAAGAAGUAUCUCGUUUUCCCUUCGCCAUGUAGGUUAUCCAAUUGUUAGUAGGCCAGAACCUAUUUGAGAAAAGUCAUAGUAAGAAGAGUUUCACGUUUGUAAAGUUCGUUUGUACGCUACAAAUCUCUCUCUUCCUCUCUCUCUUCCUUUCUCUCUCCCCCUCUCGCUUCCUCUCUCUCUCUCUCUCUCUAUCUCUCUUCCUUUCUCUCUCUCUCUCUCUCCCUCUCUCUCUAUCUCUCUUCCUUUCUCUCUCUCUCUCUCUCCCUCUCUCUCUAUCUCUCUUCCUUUCUCUCUCUCUCUCUCUCUCUCUCUCUAUCUCUCUUCCUUUCUCUCUCUCUCUCUCUCUCCCUCUAUCUCUCUUCCUUUCUCUCUCUCUCUCUCUCUCUAUCUCUCUUCCUUUCCCUCUCUCUCUCUAUCUCUCUCCCUCUCUAUCUCUCUUCCUUUCUCUCUCUCUCUCUAUCUCUCUACCUCUCUAUCUCUCUUCCUUUCUCUCUCUCUCUCUCUCUUUCAUUCAGAGACAAACAAAAACAUAUCUUUGUUUUUUUUUCUUAUGAUUGAUCUAUGAUAUUCUGUGUGACACCGGUCUUAGCGCCGAACUUUUGUUAUUUUUUUGUCAUUUUCCGUUCUUCUCUCUUUCUAAGUUUUCAUUAUAGUGUAUUUUUUAUGCGCCUGAAGUUUUCCAUUCUGUCUGGACUUCAAUUUAUUAUUAUCCUUACGAGUAUCAUUAUCGUUCAACUGGCUUCAUUUUAUUCAUAUUCUUAAAAGAAAUAUUAUGGGGAAGUGUCAACCAACCUUCAUUAUAUGAAAGAGGAAAACUGGUGAGUGGAAUGAAAGCAGAGUGGGGCAGGAGCAAACGAAGAAAGAAGGGGAAAAAAAGAAAAGCUCACUUGGUCGGGGCUACUCCCUUGUUCUCCAUUUUAUUUUAGCAAACUGUACCAAAUAUUAUAGACUUGGUUUAUUAUUCUGAAGGGUCUUAUCUCUUGGUGUGUAAAUUGCAGGCCAGUGGUUUCUUUGGCGUAUCCUUUGUAAGUCUUCUCCUUCCUCUCUUGAAUGGCAGUUGGAAUGCCUUCUUUCUAUGUCAGUGGGUUGAUGUCCUGAACAUGUUGAUAUUGCUCUCAGGUAUGCUUCGGUUAGGGCAAUUGAGACAAGAUCCCGUACUGAUGAUGGGCAGUGGCUGACAUACUGGGUUCUGUAUUCUUUUAUUACGCUCGUUGAGCUUACAUUUGAUAUGCUGUUUGAAUUGUAAGUUCUUAUCAACCUUUUAUUUUGCCCCAUUCGUCUAAAUGUCCUUCUUUUCCCCAUACAGUAGCAACUCAGGACACCCCACCUCCUCACACCAGAAAAGAUGGAAGAUAAUAACAAAAAAAAGCACACUCGCUGUAAUGGGCAUGAUUCACGUGUUCAAUCUUAAUCGGAAUCCUCCAUUAUCAGUGAGAUUUGAAACUUGAUGAUUAUUUCUUGUUAUUUAGUGCUGUUUUCGGCAGUGCUGGUUGAGGCACACACAAUUUAUUCUUUCAAUGAAUUUAUAAAUAAGAACAGAUUAUGAAUUAUCUUUUUGUAUGAAAUAGUUUGAGUCAUGGGAGGAAAGAGACACCAUAUGGAUUUCAGAGAGGGGAGGUGUGAGGCCAUUUGGAAUGGUUAAAUAGCUGUUUUCUUCAUCUGUCAUAUCAAUGGAGUUUAUGUAUUCUUCAGCCUAACUGAUGGAAAAAGGUACAGAGUCAUUAUUUCUGGGAACCAUCGAGAUUUUGGUUGUGCAGAAUUAUCCUUUGGUACUAUUUCAUGUACCAAUCACUGUGGGUGUUCUUUUGUAUUUCUUGGGCGGUUAGUCAUCGUAUCUGUGAGUGAAAAACUCGGCUUCAUCUAAUUUAUUCUUCAUAUUUGUCCGAUCGAAAAUCAUGUAAUGUCAGUGGAGAAUCCUUACGAUAAUUUUCCACUUCGUUGGUUGUUGUUACACAUAAGGCUCAUGUGUUCUCCGUAAGCCUACUGAAUGAUCUUAAUUCAUCAGAGGCUGCUUUCUACAGAUAGUCGAGUAUAGGCAUCAACAUUAUUUUUCCCAGGCUGGAAGUUUAUUCAAAUUUUGCUUUAAUUACAUUGCACCGUGUGAGUAUUUUUCAUGGUCUUCUAGGUUGCCGAUUUCUGCCUUUGCUUUCGAGGCUUGAGAAUGGCGGGAUGGCUAUGUAUCUGGUUAUAGUUUCUUCUUUCUGGAAAGUUCAUCAUGUCUCUGUUGAUCUUCACCCAUGUAAUACUCAUAGUACGCAUGCCUUUGCCUGCUUCACGAGGUCAUUAUUCUUUAGAAUGGGUGUUUUGCUGCUAGGGUUGUUGAUUCUUUGCCUAAAGGGCUCAACGCAUAAGGCCUUUCUUCCAGUUUAAUGUUUCACCGGCUACCCAUCAUCGGUGUCACAGGCUUCCCUUAUGGUCUUAUUUCAAGCUGGCCCUCAACUGCUGGCUGGUCUUGCCGUACUUCAGUGGAGCUGCAUACGUCUACCAACAUUAUGUGAGGCCUCUGUUUCCGAUCCGCACGGUGAACUUUUGGUCUGCAGCCAGGAAGAAGGAUGCGUCCAAGAGAGCUGAUGACGUCUUGCUUGCUGCGGAGAAGUUCAUUGAAGAGAAUGGUCCAGAGGCCUUAGAGAAACUUAUGAUCAAGGUAGGCUACUAAUUUAUUUUUAAUUGUAUGCCCUCUGAUAACUUUUUGUCUUAUCUGUUGCAUCAAAAUUAUCGAUAAGCCUAUCUCGUCAUUCUCAGCUUGCCUUGUAGGCCCCUCAAAACUACCCAGCUCGUAGUUGUUAGUUGUAAAGUGACGGGACCAUCAUCUUGAAAUGCUGCCACACCUGUUAAAAUGAUGAUAACAAGCUUAUGCUUUGUUCUGCACAGUGACUGCGUGCAUGGUUGGAGGCUGUGACUUGGUAACAUUGCAAGUUAAAAAUAGAGAGGGAUUUAUCAGUAACUCGGCUGGUUUGUAGGAAGUAUAGGCCAUAAACCGAUGAGAAUUCUCAUUGAUCCCUGUUAAGACUGUUUUUGUCGAACAAAGGCUGUUUCUGAUUUGAAUUCCAGAGGUGGGAAGGUGGAUAGUAUGGUGUUUCUUCUCCAUUAUAUUGACCCACCCUGUUUCUUCUCCAUUAUGGGCCCUCAAGCAAAGCUCAGGAUUUCCGUCUGGUUUAUCGUCUUUCCAAAAACACCAUCUAUACCUUUUUGCUCUACAGUAAAACAGUGACCGCCCUCUUGCAGGCUGAGAAGUCAUCCAAGUUCAUGAGUCGGCGGUCCACCAUACUCGAUGAUGUGUAUUCUGAGAAGGAAUCCUAUUCUAAGGGCAUGUACCCCACGAUAGUUGAUGAUGAUGACAGAUAUUGA